This is a messenger RNA of Arabis nemorensis, 1074 nucleotides long. Lineage: Eukaryota; Viridiplantae; Streptophyta; Magnoliopsida; Brassicales; Brassicaceae. The record is from the annotation of a GenBank genome assembly.
AUGAGGGUGAUAAGUUUGAGCAAGAGUGCUAAUUACGCACUACCUGAUGUAUGUUCAGUACGGAAACUCCCGUUUCUGUCUGCGUCUGAAUCCUUCCCUUGUCCGAAGACUUCGACAAAACACACUGUUCCUCCUUUAAGAUGUAGACGGAGACAAAAGUUGGAUUUGCUCUGCGGAAAGUUUAGAGUUUAUGCAUCAAAUGCUGAUGUUGGGUCCGGGAGCUAUGGUGGUGGUGAGGAAGAUGGAUCUCAGAGUAGUUUGAUUGAUCAAUCUCAUGCUACUUCAUCAGAAAGCUUGAAACCUCGAGAGCCAUUCCCUUACUCUUUAUCAAUAGCACUUGUACUACUGAGUUGCGGUUUGGUAUUUUCUCUAAUCACUUUUGUGAAAGGAGGACCAUCCUCAGUUCUAGCAGCAGUAGCAAAGUCAGGCUUCACAGCAGCCUUCUCACUGAUAUUUGUUUCCGAGAUUGGAGACAAGACAUUUUUCAUUGCUGCUUUGUUGGCCAUGCAGUACGAGAAAACACUGGUCCUUUUAGGUUCAAUGGGAGCUUUAUCUUUGAUGACUAUCUUAUCGGUUGUUAUUGGGAAGAUAUUUCAAUCCGUGCCUGCUCAGUUCCAGACGACACUGCCUAUAGGAGAAUAUGCUGCAAUUGCGCUUCUCAUGUUCUUUGGAUUGAAAUCCAUUAAGGAUGCAUGGGAUAUUCCACAAGCUGAAGCCAAGACUGGUGAGGAAAGCGGUAAAGAACUUGGUGAAUACACUGAAGCAGAGGAACUCGUGAAAGAAAAGGCGUCCAAAAAAAUCACAAACCCACUUGAAAUCCUCUGGAAAUCAUUCAGCCUCGUGUUCUUUGCGGAAUGGGGAGAUCGGUCAAUGCUUGCAACGGUUGCACUCGGUGCUGCACAGUCUCCAUGGGGAGUUGCGAGCGGAGCUAUUGCUGGACACUUAGUAGCAACAUUGCUUGCAAUCAUGGGCGGCGCAUUCCUCGCGAACUAUAUCUCUGAGAAACUAGUGGGCUAUGUUGGUGGAGCUCUCUUCUUAGUUUUUGCCGCAGCGACAUUCUUCGGAGUGUUCUGA